AUGCUCAGUAACCUUGCUAUAAUUCUUAUCGUGCUCGUGUGUGCCCUCACGUCUGUCUCACUUGCAGCAGGCAUCUUUGGUGUCGUCACCCCUUCCGAAGCUACUUUGUAUUCGCCAAGCAUGCAACAACAACGAUAUAUGCGACAAGUCAGAUUCCUACACGUCAAUCUCCUACUGCAAGAGAACAGUCUCCGAUCAGGGAAUGUUUCGAGAGUGAAACGAUGCUCUUCCAAGAUUGCUCUUUACAAAGCCUAG
This is a messenger RNA of Penicillium odoratum, 255 nucleotides long. RefSeq lists its product as uncharacterized. Bases 1 to 255 code for a protein of 84 amino acids. Lineage: Eukaryota; Fungi; Ascomycota; Eurotiomycetes; Eurotiales; Aspergillaceae. The record is from RefSeq and is a predicted model, not a curated record. The transcript has 2 exons.